CUCCUCACUCUUUCUUUCUCUUUCUCUCUUGGGGACGGGAUCACUCGUCCACCUCCAGGACUCACCUCCGACCCGUUCGCUCGAUUCUCCCUCUCCCUCUUUCUCUCCCUUCUCCUCCUCGACGAAGCUCGACGAUGCCUCCUCGACGACGGUCUACGAGUCGGCCGAGUCGCGCGAUGCCGUAACACGUACGGCGGAACGCUGCUUUUACUUACCUCACAGGUGUGAAUGAAGCUUUAAGCGGAACCAGUCACGCUUCACGAUUCUCGAGCGCUCCUCCUCGUCCUCGUCGUCCUCGUCCUCUCUCUCUUCGCGAACCGUGCAUCGUGCCAUCGUCCUGUUAUCCUGCCGAGCAUAAGGACGGCCGCGCGCGCGCGUCCUCGCUCUACGCGAGAUCGGAGGAUCGCUGUUCGUCCUCUGGAUGCACGGAGAAUUAACGGUGACGUCUACGACAGCGAUGGAUCGCACGCAAUGGCGGCACCGGCAGUCGACAGAUGAAACUCGGCGAAAAAGGCCGCAGUUCUUGCGUUACAAGAAAAGAGUUCUCUCGGAAGAGAGGAACGAAGAGUGAAGGGUAGGAGAGGAAUAAGAGAGAAAGAAAAAGCAAGAAAGAAAGAAAGAGAGACGAAAAGAAAGAAAGAGAGAGAAAGAGAGAGAGAGAGGUGGUUUUUAAGAAGUGGAAGGAGAAGAAACGGAAGGAGAAGGAAACUAAACGCGAACGGGCUAUUACAUACAGAAGCGAUCGUUUCCGAUCUCGAAAAUAAUGGGUUGAACCCUCGCGUCGUUAAAUUCGCAAGAAAAAAAGAGAAAGGAAGAGAGAGAGAGAGAGAGAGAGAGAGAGAGAGAGAGAGAGACGGAGCGAGAGAAAACUAGAGGCUCGUUCAUCGACCAAGAGGAUGAUGAUCGCGACAAAAUGGUCCCGAGCGAAGAUGAUGCCGAGCGUCGUAAAAAGCGUCCCUAGCAACGUCGUUUUAUGGAUCUAUGCGAUAUAAAAAAAUAUAUAUAAUAUAUACGUAGAUCUAUACGAGUAAAUAAUUGCAUAUGUAUAUAUAUGUAUAUAUAUACAUAUAUGUAUAUAUAUAUAUAUAUGCAUAUGCAUACAUAUUCUUAUGGACAUACAACGAGAGAGAGAGAGAGAAAGAGAGAGAAGAGAGAAAAAGAGAGAAAGAGAGAGAGGAAUCCCUCAUCGUUUUUGAAUAAUGUGAUGUGUUGGUGACAAGUGUGGAUUUUUUCGUUUUGUUUUUGAUUUUCCUGUUAAACAAACCUCACUGUGAUCACAGAGAUCAUUAACACGUACAAAAUAAAAAAUAAAAAAAGAAAUAUCGUAGGAGAUCAUAUCGAGUCGGUAAAGUAUAUCGAAGGUAACUCCUGCAGAAAUCCGCUCUGGUGUGAUUCUCCGAACGGAGCGAUUUCUUUAUUUAUUUAUUUCUUUCAUUCUUUUCCGAACGAACGAAGGAACGUGCGCGCUCGACUUCCUCGGAUCCUCUUCGAUAUAUAUCUUCGUUGAUCUAUCGAGAAUGUUCAUCGAACUUCGUCGUCCCUAUCCACGAUUUCGAUUUUGAUACGAUUUUUCGUUACGUUUUAUUUUUUUGUUUGUUUUUUUUUCGGCCUUUUUUUGCUCGCUCGCGUAUUCGGGAGGGUUUUACGAGGACAACAAGACGAGACGAAGUCGAAUCAUCUACGAUUCAAUGACCGGAGGGGUCUUAAAUUUCCAUCUGGACGAUAUGAAGAGGAGAAUCGAACGAAGAAGAGAGAAGGAUUGUCAGGAGUUGCAUACUUUGAGAUCGUUUUUCGAAGAGGAUACGAAGUCCUGUCGUCUUUGGUAAAGUGUUCCUUUCCUAGAAAAGGAAUAAGUAUACUGAAAAGAAGAGAAAACAGAAGAAGUAAAUGGGAAAGAGAGAGACUAGAACGUAAACGUUGACGUACGAGAUAAGUCGAGGAUAAAAAGAAAGGAAAAGAAAGAGAGAGAGAGAGAGAGAGAGAGAGAGAGAGAGAGAGAGAAAGAGAGAAAAAGAGAGCGAGAGAGAAAGAAAGAAAGAGAGAAAGAAAGAAAAAGUCGCUAUAGUCUUUGUCGAGAGUGCCGCGAGAACGCGAAUGGUGAGCGACGUGCCCGUUAGCGAGGUGCACCAUCGCCGGGCAACAUCAUCAGUUUCCUUCGUACAAUGGACGUUUUCAAAAUCGACCAGUCCCUGAGCGCGGGUCUGGGUAGCGCCCCGGCGCCGGACACGCUCACUCCGGAAGUGUCCUUCGACGCCGGUAGCGAGUUCAAUUUAAGCUUCUUCGACGGUCCAGAGGAGAACAGCACUCAAGGAUUCAGCGAUCCUGGAUCGGUUGGGAGUGCGAGUGCCUCACCACCUCCUGGUACACCAGGAACCAUCGCCGCUAAUCCACCGAACGCCGCGCUACCGAUAGUCCAGGUGCCUUCAGGCAUCGUCAUUAAGCAAGAGCAACAUUACGCGGCAGCCGAUUCCAACAGUUCGACGCCCGCUAAAAGUUUUGUACCUUGUAAAGUUUGCGGUGACAAGGCGAGCGGUUAUCACUACGGUGUUACUAGCUGCGAGGGGUGCAAGGGAUUCUUCAGAAGAAGCAUACAAAAGCAGAUAGAAUACAGGUGCCUGAGGGACGGCAAGUGUCUAGUGAUCAGAUUAAAUCGGAAUCGCUGCCAGUAUUGCAGAUUCAAGAAGUGCCUAGCUGUCGGCAUGUCCAGGGAUUCUGUCAGAUACGGCAGAGUGCCGAAACGUUCGCGAGAACGAGGCCCUGAAGAUUCCGUACCUACGACCACGACGACGACCACAUCGACGACUACAACUGGCGUGCAACAGCUCACGUCUUCCGCUGGCACUGGCAAUAACAACAAUAACAAUAACAAUAAUAAUAACAACAACAAUAACAACACAAGCAGUCAAAAUAAUAACAAUAAUAAUAAUAACAAUAACGGACAAGGAGGCAACGCCAUGCCAAGAAUACCUCCAUCAGCGGUCGCUGAAGCUGAUCAAUCCGACACGGACGUUAAGCAGUUGGCAGUCUACGAUGUUAUCCUUCAAGUGUCGCAAGCGCAUCACGCGCAUUGCGGUUUUACUGAGGAAUCCACGAGGGGUCUUAUACGAAAGCCCAUGAUAAUACCGGCGAGUGAUUCUUCGCAGCCGGCCAGCCCAGAAGAUCCAGAGGCGGCCUCCUCAACUGCGGAGACCGUUGAAUCGCAGAGAAUCUGGCUGUGGCAACAGUUCGCUACUAGAGUCACACCGUCGGUACAGAGGGUGGUAGAAUUUGCCAAGAGGGUUCCAGGAUUCUGUGAUCUCUCGCAGGACGAUCAACUCAUUCUUAUAAAGGUUGGCUUCUUCGAGGUCUGGCUUAGUCACAUUUCCAAGAUGACCACCGAUAGCUCGAUGACCUUCGAGGAUGGUACUUAUAUCACCAGGCAACAAAUGGAACUCAUGUAUGAGCCCGACUUCGUGGCCGCCUUGAUGCAAUUCACAUCAUCUUUAAACGCUCAUCAGCUGACAGACGCCGAAUUAGGUCUCUUUUCGGGUGCAGUGCUUCUCGGAGAAAGGGCUGGUCUUAACGACGUUAAAGCGGUCCAGAGGCUUCAGGAUCGUCUUUUGGAAGCUCUCAGAGUGCAAACUUCAAGAAAUCACAAUGGCACAGGUGGAGAAGCAGCCUCGGCGUCUGGCUGUGCCAGCAUAUCUGGAGUUUCUCAGAGGAUACCGGAACUCAGGGCGCUUGGUGCAAGGCACGCAAAUCUUUUAGAUUGGUUUAGGAGAAAUUGGACGAAGCUGAAGCUGCCACCUCUCUUCGCCGAGAUCUUCGACAUUCCCAAGUGCGAGGAAGACCUGCAAUGAAGAGGAUGCGUAUCGAAACGGCACGGGCAUAUGAUUCCUGCCGGGAUAAAUCUAACUUUCCAGCGCUCAUCGCACAAAUAGAAAAUUCAGGAAACGUUCUCGAUUUCGCUGGUAGACGACAAUGACGUAUCGUUGGUACGAUGUGAGAUGCGAUCGAAGGGCUCAUCGAUUUUCCGCAUCUCAAUAGAUGGACCAGACCAUCUUUGGAAAGGAUCCUCCUGGUCUUUUCUUUUUAACGGAGGGUACGGAUUAGCAAUAAAAGCAAAACCAUUCUCGGUGUGGGCCAUAUAUGAGAAUGGAAAAUAUUCGUGUCGCUUUAUCGCGAUGGAUACAUAUAUAUCGGAACAAAUAUAAUGUAUAUAUAAAUCGCAUUUUAUUCGUGAUUUUAUGGGAGUCGUUUCGAUGGCGAGAAAGGCGUUUUAAAGUGGAAGUACAAGCAAUACAUAUACAAAGUUAUAUGCUAAAUUCGUGUAACGCUUUGUUACGUCGCUGAGAAAUGAUAAGAUGAAGAAGGAAAGAGAUCGUUUGAAUUCAAAGUAUAAAAAAAGUUGUACCUUUGACGAUACAUAUUGUAAUGACUCGAUAUUUCGCCCUUGGGAGCGCAAUUAAAUACUCAAUAUGUCGGUAUGAUAUUUCGCGUUAAAGUUAUUAUCGUGUAUGCCAUCGUCGCAAUAAGUGAUUCGAAAGUUUGUACGUUUUUGCAUUCGACAUGCGAGGAAAGCACAAAAAAAAAAAGAUAAUGCAAUCAAGUCCGCGGGUAAGCUUUCGGAGUCCGAUCGGUGUUCUUCUCGAAGUUUUAAGAAUUUUAGCGUAUAAUAAGGACUUUGAAAGUUUUGACGACAAAGGGGAACGUUAGACCUUAAGGAUAACGAAAUAUCGCGAUAUUAGUACAUAUUUGUAAAUUAUUCCGCGAAACACCGGCGAACGAAACACCAAAUUCAUAGACAUAUCGAAGAUGGAAUCAUAAAAUCGUCUAAAAAAAAUUUCUCUACGUUUUCUUGAUUAACCUUUUGUCUUUAAAGAUUUCAAAGUGACGUGUGUAACUAGACGGUAAUAUAAAUGUUUGUAUGGAAGUACGCUAAAGUACGAAAUACUCCAUUUCAACAGCCCCAUAAGCGCAAGUAUGAAUUAUCCUAAAAGAAUGAAUUCAUAUUAGACGCAAAGAAUGAAUGAAUCUCACGUUAUAAGACUCGAAAGGAUAUUCUAUAUAGGGCGUACCACUCAAGGUAAUCUGCUACGAAUCUCAAUCUAUGCAAUCUCUAUUUUUAUUACUUGACAAGUAGAAUAGUGUGAAUUAUCUUUAUAUAUAUAUAAUAUAUAUAUAUAUAUGUAUGUAUGUAUAUAUUCUAUAUAUAUAUGUGUAUAUAU
Molecule: messenger RNA, 5207 nt
Organism: Vespula pensylvanica (western yellowjacket)
Lineage: Eukaryota; Metazoa; Arthropoda; Insecta; Hymenoptera; Vespidae
Gene: Eip78C
Product: ecdysone-induced protein 78C-like
Exons: 9
Coding region: 2163-3839 (558 amino acids)
Biological process (GO): regulation of DNA-templated transcription
Molecular function (GO): zinc ion binding; DNA-binding transcription factor activity; sequence-specific DNA binding
Source: RefSeq, a predicted model, not a curated record